GUAUGUGCUAGGAUGUUGAUACAUUUUAUAAAUGAAAUGUUACAUUAUGAGUGGUGCAAUGCAAAAUGUUCUUCUUUCAAGUGGUUAUCUUAUGCCUCUCAUUGGAUUUGGCACAUAUAAGAUCCAAGGAGCAGAUAUAAUAUAUCAAGUUGUUGAUGAAAGUUUGAAAGCAGGUUAUAGGUCUAUUGACACAGCUACAGUGUAUAGCAGUGAAAAAGAUAUUGGUUAUGCUUUAAAAAAAUUAUUACUUAAUGAUAUCAGUUUGAUGUCAAUUAUAAUAGUAUGGAAGAUUUUGCAGACCAAAUUGCAAAGCUUUGUAUAGAAAAAUAUACAAAACUUAGUAAAACUGGUAAACCUUCAGAGACAGAAUGGACCGUACUGUCUGGUAUAGUAUUAAAAAAACCUGAUGGUUUAUUGUCUUUAGUAGCUCUGGCUACAGGGACAAAGUGUUUAGGUGAGAUAGAUUUAAUAAAUACAAAAUUAUACGAGGAAGGUUGUAGAUUAAACGAUUCUCAUGCUGAAGUUUUAUCCAGACGUGCUUUUUUAAGAUAUUUGUACGAACAAAUCAAUUUACUGCUUGAUGGCAUUAGCAGCGAUAUUUUUACAAUGGACAGUACGAAUAAAAUUAAAUUAAAAGACGGAAUAUCAUUCCAUUUUUUCACAAGUCAAACACCUUGCGGAGAUUGCUCUAUAUUUUUGAAAGAUGAAUUUUAUGAAAAUAAUACACCACCAAUGAAAAUUGGAAAAUAUGAUUGUAACGAUGAAGGAGAGAUGAUUAUGAAAUCAUGUGAUAAUAAAAAGGAACAGAUACUUGGGGAUAUAUAUAGAACUGGUGCAAAAUGUGUUAAAACUGAACAAUAUCAAGACCCUCAUCUUACUGGAGUAAAUUAUCAUGUAAUUGGGCCAUUGCGUACUAAACCAGGGAGGGGUAAUCCUACUCUUAGUUUGUCUUGUUCAGAUAAAAUGGCAAAGUGGAAUAUUCUUGGAUUACAAGGUUCACUUUUAUCAAUACUAAUACCUACAAUAAAAGUGGAGAGUAUCACGGUUGGAGGAAAAUGUCCCUUCUCUUUAGAAGCAAUGGAACGUGGAUUGUAUAAACGAUUUAAUAAGGAAGAAAUAUACAGACUAAAAAUCAUGCGAGCUAAAUUUUCUUUCCAACAGCAGAAAAAUUCUCAAAGAAAGAAUCCAUGCCCAUCGAGUAUCAUAUGGUGUGCUGUAAGACAUCGUGAUACAGAAAUAGCAGUUGAGGGUAGAAAGCAAGGAGCUACUAGAAGAAAGAAAGGUAGUAAUUUAUUUAUAACAAGACGUGCUCUUUUUGAAACAUUUUUACGGACUUGUGAUAGGUAUUAUAAUCUUCAUUGUAAUAUAAGACAUCCGAAAAAAAUAACGUAUUUGGACUGCAAAAAAUGGUCUAAGAAUUAUCAAAGUUUAUGGAACGUAUUGAAAAUGGAGUCUUUCCGCGCUUGGCCUUCCAAACCAAAUCGCGCACAAAUGUUUGUGCUGUGAAAGCUUUAAUGCAUUUUCUGAAAGCAAUUUUUUAAAGUACAAAGAUAUAUUCUUUAUUAAUUUAAAUUACAAAAGUAAUCAUACGACAAAAAUAUAACAUAU
Molecule: messenger RNA, 1608 nt
Organism: Colletes gigas
Lineage: Eukaryota; Metazoa; Arthropoda; Insecta; Hymenoptera; Colletidae
Gene: Adat1
Product: tRNA-specific adenosine deaminase 1
Exons: 5
Coding region: 283-1506 (407 amino acids)
Biological process (GO): RNA processing
Molecular function (GO): RNA binding; adenosine deaminase activity
Source: RefSeq, a predicted model, not a curated record